CCGAAAUUGACGUCACGACGGCACUUUCCGCCUACCUUUCGCAAAUCGGGCGGCAUUUUCCGCUCCCUCCCCCCCCCUUGUCUGUCUUUCCCAUUCCAUUGCGUGCUCUUCCAGUGCCCCGGGGCUGCGUCUGCGUAUACGCGGCGAGGGGCGGUCAUAAUUACGCAAAACCAGCGCUGUAUGAGCGGAUUCCCCGCGAAUAUGGAAUAUGGGGGCCCCGCCACACCUCCGUCCCAUAUCCUUGCGUUCAUGCGUAUAUAAACGCCCCCAGCAGGGAUUUCACGCUCCCGUCGUAUAAUCCCGGCAUAUCCGUUACAUUUGCGACAAACGACACGCGAACGCAUUCAUAUACGAAGGAACACCAGCACCCAAACGAAGAACAUAUACCAGGAUGUCGGCAGAGCAGUACAAAGCGGGCUCGCAGCCCCCCGUGCAGACCCAGCCCUCCCCCGGCCUGCAAUCCCACCUGCACCCGCAGCCGCACACGUCCACCCUCCCGGUCGGCACGGGCGCCGCGGUGCCGCAGCUCGCGGAGUAUCGCGGCGCGGAGAAGCUGCGCGGGAAGGUGGCUGUCAUCACCGGGGGUGAUUCCGGGAUCGGAAGGGCGGUUGCGGUCCUCUUUGCCAAGGAGGGCGCGGACUCGACGAUCGUGUACCUCCCCGAGGAGGAGUCCGACGCGCAGGAGACGAGGAAGCUGGUGGAGGCGGAGGGGAGGCGGUGUUUGUUGAUUCAGAAGGAUGUUGCGGAUGAGGGGAACUGUAAAGAGAUUAUCGACCGGACGAUCAAGGAAUACGGACACCUCGAGAUCCUCGUCAACAACGCCGCGACGCAGAAGGAGGUGCCGAGUUUGGCGGAUAUCUCUGCUGAGCAGCUCGACCGAACCUUCAAAGUCAACAUCUACUCCCAGUUCUUCCUGUGCAAGCACGCGCUGCCGCACCUGAAGCCUGGGUCGGCGAUCAUCAACACGACGAGUGUGAAUCACUACAAGGGGCAUCCUACGCUUCUCGACUAUACGUCGACCAAGGGAGCCAUUGUGGCCUUCACACGCUCGCUGGCGUUGCAGCUGGCCGAGAAGGGGAUCCGUGUGAAUGCUGUGGCGCCCGGUCCGAUUUGGACGCCCUUGAUCGCGGCAACGAUGACGGAGGACAGCAUCAAGUCGUUCGGGACGACGGUCCCGUUGAAGCGCCCUGGGCAGCCGGCGGAGGUUGCGACGUCGUAUGUGUUCCUUGCGGGCCCGGAUUCGACGUAUAUCAGUGGGCAGACUUUGCAUCCCAAUGGUGGGGCUGUUGUUAACGGAUGAGGUGGGGAGAAGAUGGGGGAGAUGGACUGGGUAGCUGGAUGGGUGUUUUUGCGUAAGGCAUGUACAUGUUGAAGGGGGGUCUUUUUUGCAAACAUUGUAUAUGUUUUUGUCACAUUCCUUUCUGGUUCUACGU
This is a messenger RNA of Fimicolochytrium jonesii, 1433 nucleotides long. Its product is annotated as oxidoreductase. The transcript has 7 exons. Lineage: Eukaryota; Fungi; Chytridiomycota; Chytridiomycetes; Spizellomycetales; Powellomycetaceae. The record is from RefSeq and is a predicted model, not a curated record. Gene Ontology annotation, molecular function: oxidoreductase activity. Bases 392 to 1300 code for a protein of 302 amino acids.